This is a messenger RNA of Pygocentrus nattereri (red-bellied piranha), 2688 nucleotides long. RefSeq names its product XK, Kell blood group complex subunit-related family, member 7 (gene xkr7b). Lineage: Eukaryota; Metazoa; Chordata; Actinopteri; Characiformes; Serrasalmidae. Bases 108 to 1808 code for a protein of 566 amino acids. Gene Ontology annotation, cellular component: plasma membrane. The record is from RefSeq and is a predicted model, not a curated record. The transcript is spliced from 3 exons. Gene Ontology annotation, biological process: phosphatidylserine exposure on apoptotic cell surface; engulfment of apoptotic cell; apoptotic process involved in development.
CGCGCGCAUACACGCUCGCGCUCUCUCUGUCACACACACCCCUCCCCUCUCAUCCUACCUCGCGCUCCUCUCCCCUACUCUCUUCCCCCCUCUACCAACCAACGAACAUGGCCGCUAAGUCGGACGGAGCGGCGGCGUGCGUGGCGGAGCUGGAGCGCGAGCGGGAGAGUCGCGAGGAUGUGGAGAACCGGGAGAGCGCGCGCGCGGGCCGCUCGCCGCUGCUGGACUGCUGCUGGGUGGUGUGCGCGCUGCUCGUCUUCUUCUCGGACGCCGCCACGGACCUGUGGCUGGCCGCCGAUUACUACGCGCGGCGGGACUACUGGUGGUUCGCUCUCACGCUCGUGUUCGUGGCCGUGCCCUCGGCCGUGGUGCAGGUGCUCAGCUUCAGGUGGUUCGUCUACGACUACACGGAGAUGGAGGAGACGGAGGACAGGCGCGAGGAGCAGGAGGCGACGGACGAAGGAGGCGACUGCCAUCUCGGCGGAGGGAGUAAAGGAGGCGCUGGAGGAGGAGGAGGAGGAGGAGGCGGCUCGGCGGCGCGCUCGACCAGCCGAACCCUGCGGUGCUGCAGGGCGUGCAUGUGGCUCUUCCAGUCCGUCGUACACAUCCUGCAGCUGGGCCAGGUCUGGAGGUAUGUCCACACGCUGUACCUGGGUAUGCAGAGCUGGUGGCACACUGAGCCGGUUCGCCGUCACUGCUACUGGCGCCUGAUGUUCGAGACGGCUGACAUCAACAUGCUGAGGCUGCUGGAGGCCUUCCUGAAGAGCGCACCCCAGCUAGUGCUGCAGCUCAGCAUCAUGAUCCACAGCAGACACAUACUGCCCCUGCAGGGUCUCUCUGCCUCUGCCUCUCUGGUCUCCUUGGCCUGGAUGAUUGCCUCCUACCAGAAGGUCCUCCGCGACUCACGUGACGACAAGCUCCCAAUGUCCUACAAGGCGGUGAUUGUGCAGAUGCUGUGGCACUUGUUCACCAUUGGUGCGCGCACCAUCGCCUUCGCACUCUUCGCCUCCGUCUUCCAGCUCUACUUCGGCAUUUUCAUCGUGGCGCACUGGUGCGCCAUGACCUUCUGGAUCAUCCAGGGUGAGACGGACUUCUGCAUGUCCAAGUGGGAGGAGAUCAUCUACAACAUGGUGGUAGGCAUCAUCUACAUCUUCUGCUGGUUUAACGUCAAGGAGGGCCCGGCGCGAUUCCGCCUCGGCGUCUACUACUGCGUGAUCCUGGUGGAGAAUGCAGCACUCACGGGGGCCUGGUACGUCUACCGGGGGCCACACACCUCAGACUUCUAUGCCCUCAUUAUCGUGUGUGUAGUGGUGUGCAGCUACGCCCUGGGAACCUUCUUCAUGUUCGUCUACUACUGUCUGCUCCAUCCAGAUGGCCCUAUCCUCGGGACCCAGUGGAGCUGUGUAGAGGAAGGGAUGGGGGUCAUAGGGUUAGGGGGUAUGGGCGAUCUCGGGACACCUCUACCCCAGCCGGACGUGGUCACCAGUCCACCAAGAACCCUACAGAGGACUACGGGUGGGGAGCGUGAGUCAGGGGUUGGGGACCGGGACAGUUGUCUGCCCGUGUUUCAGGUGAGGCCACCAAGUGUGCCUCCUGUACCUUCCCCCCGAACCCCCAAAACCGAGGGUCCGGUGAUACGCAUAGACCUUCCCAGGAAGAACUACCCUGCCUGGGACGCACACUUCAUCGACCGCAGGUUGAGGAAGACCAUCUUGGUGCUAGAAAACACAUCCCCAGUGACGCCACGGAUCCAGUACCGCAGCCUCAGCAACCCCAAAGAGGUGACAGAGUACGAGACUACUGUGUAGUGCAAUUCAGACCUCCCACUACCAGGGGGCUCCACUUGUGGCUCUCCAUCUCUUAAUGCAUCUUUUAAUGCGUAGAGACAAGACUGAGAGCAAGACAAGUGGGUAACACUGGGAGAUGGCAUCCCAGAAUGCAGUCGGUGCUAUUACGUUGGACCUGUGCAUGCAUGGGGCGCGGGACCUUGCUGUUGCCUGGCAACAAUCAGCUGUUGCGAGGGAGUCUCUGAUGGAGACAAGAGGAACACAAAUGAGGUUAGAGUUUAAAGGUCAACUGGUAAAGGACUGACCACUAAUGGAAGUGACAUUUGAGCAAAGACCAGUGCCACAACGCCAGCGCUAAGUACUGUUCUAAAAAGAGAAAUACUACGUCUGUGGAGGUUAUGGUGGUGAUGAAGAUGAUGGUUUUGACAAUGAUACAUGUUAAAAGCUAGAAGAAUUGACCAAUAAGCUUAAACCAGGACCUCCCUGAGAGCUAGACUGGUCUAAAUCUUUAUUGUUAUAGUGACUUGAAAACAGUACCAGUUGUGUAUUACUUUGCUUCUGUGAAUGGUGAGAGUAGCCAGUUAAAUCAUCCAUUUUCCUUAAACGAAUAAUUGAUUUAUUUAUUGAUCUAUUUAUUAGAUUUAUUUUUUAUUACUCUGUGGCCAUGAUACAGUUCUUCUUAUGGUAUAUCCAUGUAUACAUAUAAUCCUUUUGUUAUAUGUAUACGGUAUAUUGGAAUGGUGCCAGUGUGUUGGUAUGAAUGUUUUUGGGUUGUCUGUAUGUUCAGUUGGUCUUGAUCAUACUGCAUUGUUUAUCUGUAAGGAUAAAAGGCAGAAAAGUACAUACAAAGAAAAAAAAAAUCAAGCUAUGAUCAAAAUGUAGUUGGAAAAAAAAACGUUGU